AUGGUGAUGGGCAUGGGGCUGCACAAGGAGGUGGUGGACAUGGCUUUGGACAUGAAGCCAUACAAUUUAUCUGAUGAGGCGGUGGACAUAUCGGUGGACAACAAAUUUGGAUCAUUGAAGAACAAGGUUGGGGACAAGGCAUUGGACAAGGGACCGGGCAACAGCGGUGGAAACGUCAGGGGAGGGAGGCAAUAUUUUUUGGGGCCACAAGCAGCUUGGAGAAAAUUCAAUGGAACGCAGCAUUUAGGUUGGGGUUUUGAACAGGGUGAAGGGCAGGAUUGUUUCGGCGCAGAUGGUGAUGAAUCAGAGAGUAUACACAGGCGUGGGCGCGGUGCAGGACAUGGAGGGGGUGGGCAUCUUGGUGGACAGGAAAUUACACACAUCUGCGGAGGAGAAGAUGGUGGUGGACAUGUCGGUGGACAGGAGAUCGUACACAUCGGUGGACAUCGAGGUGGGCAUGGUGACGGACACGGUGGUGGACAUUUAGGCAUUUUUGAGUUACAGCAGGGAUCCACCACUCCCUGGAAACAACACAUCCCAGGACAUGGCCCUGAGGGACAUCCAAAAGGGGGACAGGAAAUAUUGCAGCACUCUGGCUCUGGCUUCCUAAAUGUCAAUCACUUCAAUUAG
This is a messenger RNA of Diachasmimorpha longicaudata, 630 nucleotides long. RefSeq lists its product as uncharacterized. The transcript is spliced from 2 exons. The coding region runs from base 1 to 630 and encodes 209 amino acids. NCBI's taxonomy places the organism in Eukaryota, Metazoa, Arthropoda, Insecta, Hymenoptera, Braconidae. The record is from RefSeq and is a predicted model, not a curated record.